AUGUCUGCCUAUAAGAACAUCGCCAUCGUUGGUGCCAGCGGAAGCACAGGAAAUAUCAUUCUCAACGCUCUCACCUCCACAAACCUCACCGUCACCGUCCUUGUUCGCAAAGAAAGCAAAGCAACCUACCCCGCAAACAUCAGAGUGCGCCCAACGGAUUUCUCCGAAAAUGACCUCACCGAAGCUCUAAAGGGUCAAGACGUACUCAUCUCCGCUUUGGGCGUCGAAGGCUUCGAUCAACAGCAGAAGCUAGUUGACGCCGCUGUUCGUGCGGACGUUAGGCGUUUCUUGCCUUCUGAGUUCUCAUCUAGUAGUGAGGAUCCUGUUGUGUUGGGGUUGUUGCCGCUUUUUGAGGUGAAGAAGAAUUCGAUUGAGUAUUUGAAGAGUAAGGAGAAGGAUGGGUUGAGUUGGACUGGUCUUGCUACUGGACUUUUGUUCGAUUGGGGUAUUGCAAACGGCUUCCUUGGUUACGACAUUAAGAACCGCACCGCAAAGAUCUGGGAUGACGGCAACAAGAAGUUCACCCUUACAAACGAGAGACAACUCGGCCAAGCUAUCGUCUCAACCCUUGAACACCCCGAGGAAACGCGCAACCGCUAUCUCUACGUCUACUCUGUCGUGACGACACAGAACGAAAUUCUGCACUCCCUUGAAAAGGCCACCGGAGGAAAGUGGACAGUUGAAAAGACGACUACUGAUGCUGAAAUUGCUGAAGCGGGAAAGAGAUUAAGUGCUGGAGAUUUCAGUGGUGGAUUCAUUCUUGUUCAUGCGAUUACUUAUGGAAAUACGGAGGGUCUGAGAGCUAAUUAUGCCGAGGAGAAGAACUUGGGGAAUGAUAUCUUGGGAAUUGAGCUUGAGAGCGUUGAUGGAACUGUUAGGCGGGUUGUUGGAAACUGA
Messenger RNA from Fusarium coffeatum, 897 nucleotides. RefSeq lists its product as uncharacterized. Bases 1 to 897 code for a protein of 298 amino acids. Gene Ontology annotation, molecular function: oxidoreductase activity. The transcript has 3 exons. The record is from RefSeq and is a predicted model, not a curated record. Lineage: Eukaryota; Fungi; Ascomycota; Sordariomycetes; Hypocreales; Nectriaceae.